This is a messenger RNA of Solanum stenotomum, 1322 nucleotides long. RefSeq names its product probable inactive purple acid phosphatase 28. NCBI's taxonomy places the organism in Eukaryota, Viridiplantae, Streptophyta, Magnoliopsida, Solanales, Solanaceae. Gene Ontology annotation, molecular function: hydrolase activity, acting on ester bonds. The transcript has 4 exons. The record is from RefSeq and is a predicted model, not a curated record. Gene Ontology annotation, cellular component: cytoplasm. Bases 28 to 1284 code for a protein of 418 amino acids.
AAAUUGGUACAGUGUGAGCAGUAGUAUAUGUUUGUUAGUGCUUCUCCAUUUGGAUCCUUUGAACAAAGUAUGGAAUCAGCAAGACUAUGGAUCCACUCUUUGUUGUUCUUAAUUUUCACUAUUGCUUCUUUGUAUCUUCUUGACACACUUGUUAUCUCAAGUAGACUAACUACUGAUUACCAAAAUAUCCAGCUGAAGAAGCAGCCCCAUCUACCUCUGCGUUUCCGCUCAGAUGGAACCUUCAAAAUCCUUCAGGUUGCGGAUAUGCAUUAUGGGAAUGGGAUGGUGACUCGGUGUAGAGAUGUGUUGGAGAGUGAGUUCAAUUACUGUUCUGACCUCAACACUACUCAUUUCUUGAGGAAGAUGAUUCACAUUGAAAAGCCUGACUUGAUUGUAUUUACUGGAGAUAACAUAUUUGGAUCAAGUGCUACUGAUGCUGCAGAAUCUUUGUUUGAAGUUUUUGCUCCUGCUAUAGAAUCCGGAAUUCCAUGGGCAGCAGUUUUGGGGAACCAUGAUCAAGAAUCUACUAUGAAUCGUGAAGAACUUAUGUCUUUCAUCUCCCUGAUGGAUUAUUCCGUUUCACAAACAUCUCCAAUGGAUCCAAUGAAACAGCAACCAAUGACAAAUAUUGAUGGAUUUGGCAACUACAAUCUUGAAGUGCAGGGUGCACCUGGCUCAUACUUAAGUAACAGCAGCAUUCUUAACCUAUAUUUUCUAGAUAGUGGAGAUAGAGCUAUUGUUGACGGAGUCCGGACUUAUAACUGGAUCAGGGAAUCUCAACUAAGUUGGCUUCGUGGUCUUUCUAAAAGAUUUCAGGGACAAUGGAAGCUUACUGACCAAUCAGUGGAGAUUCCUCCGCUCCCAGUGAUGCAUCCUGCACUAGCAUUUUUCCACAUCCCAAUUCCAGAAAUCCGUCAAGGUCCUAUUAAAAAUAUUGUUGGCACGUACCGGGAAUAUGUGGCAUGUUCAUUGGUGAACUCCGGAGUCUUGAAGACCUUUAUCUCUAUGGGGGAUGUUAAAGCUUUUUUUAUAGGUCAUGAUCAUAAUAAUGAUUAUUGUGGGAAUCUAGAAGGUAUGUGGUUUUGCUAUGGUGGAGGCUUUGGAUAUCAUGGUUAUGGUGUAGCUGGUUGGCCUAGAAGAGCAAGGGUAAUACAGGCAGAACUUGGGAAGGGAAAGGAAGUCUGGAUGGGUGUGGAGAAGAUCAGGACAUGGAAACGACUCGAUGAUGGUGUAUUGACCAAGUUUGAUGAGCAAGUCUUGUGGGACAUUCAUUCAUCAAGAUGAAAGUAUCAGGUACAUACUGUUCAUUCUAUAUGGUUAUA